Symbiodinium sp. CCMP2456 is the source of this 1449-nucleotide messenger RNA. NCBI's taxonomy places the organism in Eukaryota, Dinophyceae, Suessiales, Symbiodiniaceae. The record is from the annotation of a GenBank genome assembly.
AUGAUCGAUGGAUCUUUGCAUGUUGCAGAGGAUUUGGUGUCCAUGUCGGCUGACAUGAACUUGUCUUCGAACACGCGGCAGCACAUUGCAAGUGGAUUCAUCUUUUUUGAUUGGUUUGCCAUCCCACAAAUCACCGCACGACAAAGUGGCGUGAACGAGGAAGCGAUCAAAUCCGAUGCGGCUUUGGCUGUCCAGAGCAUCCCCGCGUACGUGGAACUGUCAAACUUGUUCUUAGCAGUGGUGCCAGAGUUGACGCACAAAGAUACGGCAGCCCUGGUGAACUAUGGGACGUGGCUCUCACGAGGGUGGUGCCGAGCCGAGCUGUGGUGCCGGCUCUUGUCGAACAAGGCGGACACCUCGGUCAUCGUCGUGCAUUCGCCGGCGGAGGCCGAGUUUAUGUUUCCACUGGAUUGGCAACACAGCACCAUUGUGGAUGGUGACUUCACGGUGGAAGCAGAUCGCGCCACGGUCGUCCAGCUUGGGGAGACUGCCGUGGAGAGCAAGGUCGCAUAUUUGCAGUUUCAUGGCCCCUUGAGCCACUAUCGCUUCUAUGCUGCCUUGCGGCCCAAGCUGCUGUGCCAGAAGCAGGUCAGCAGAGAUGUGGACGAGUUCCUGGAGUACUUUCAGUUUGAUACGUUGCGAGAAGCUGCGCAAGACGCCAGCAGUAUGAAUGCUGCAAUGUGUGCCGUGUUGUCCGGCGAUGCUCCCAUCCUGCGCCGUCUGGCCGAGAACCGUGCGAACAUGAACUUUGCUCUGCACGGCCUCAGUGACUUGGGGUUUUAUGACACCCAAACCCUCUUGAUGGCGGCUGUGAAGUCUCGGCAAGACGGUUCUCUGGUACGAACACUGCUGUCGCUGCGAGCCGACGUGAACGGCCGAGCACGGACCACUUUGCCAGCUCUCUACAUGUGCCGGUCAAGCGAGCAUGUGAAACUGCUCGUCGAGCAUCGGGCAGAGCUGCCAAACUACAUUCUGAAUGGGGCUGUUUCCUUUGCUGGCCCUGAUACAGUCAUGACACUGUUGAAACUCCGGUGUGACCCCAACAGCCACGAUGGCACGUGGUAUGGCCCCUUACAUGCCGUAGCUUUGCUUGCACGGAGCAAUCGCCAUGCCGUCGCAAACGCCAAAGUGUUGCUAGACCACCGUGCAGAUGUCAAUGCGCGCUGCACGCAGGACGGUUGGUUCUACUGGGAAUGCCAGUGGGCUCAACUGCGAGCUGCCAUUUACGGCUUUGAGAACUGUAACAUGAUGACCAAAGAGCGGGCUUCCGUGAUUGGCGUUUCACCUCUGGGCUAUGCGGCCCUCGUGGGACACACGCAGCUGAUUGAGCUGUAUUUGGACCGUGGUGCGGAGUGCUAUCCCAAUGAUCGUGGCGACUGGCCGGAUGACUUGGCCCGCAAGAACCACCACCAUCACCUCAUCCCAAUGCUCGCCACUUUCCCUACGUAA